AUGAAGCUCUCCCACCUUCUCACCUCGGCCGUGAGUCUUCUCUCCCUAGGCCUCGAAGUCGAGGGCUUCUCACGCUCUCGCAACGACGCCGUUGGCCCAAAGCGCCCCUUCAAACCCCUUCCCCACAGCCAUCCGCGCAAGAAAGUCUGCCAUGUGCGCAGCCACGGCGACGGCACCGACGAUUCGGACUUCAUCCUCUCAGCCCUGAACCACUGCAACCACGGCGGCAAGGUCGUGUUCGCGGCAGACAAGGAGUAUACCGUUGGCACGGCGCUGGAUCUGACGUUCCUGAAGCAUAUUGAUCUUGAAAUCCUCGGCCGCAUCCAAUUCACCAACGACACAGACUACUGGCAAGCGAAUUCCUUCAAGCACACGUUCCAGAACGCCACGACCUUCUUCCAGCUCGGCGGCGAGGACGUAAACGUCUACGGGGGCGGCACGCUCGACGGCAACGGACAGAUCUGGUACGACCUCUUUGCCGAGGACGCGCUGAUCCUGCGCCCUAUUCUCUUCGGCGUGAUCGGUCUGCAUGGUGGUACCAUUGGGCCCCUGAAGCUCCGCUACUCCCCGCAGUGGUACCAGCUUGUUGCGAACAGCUCGGAUGUCCUCUUCGACGGCAUCGAUAUCUCGGGAUAUAGUUCCAGCGAGAACGAGGCGAAGAACACGGAUGGCUGGGAUACGUACCGCUCGAAGAACAUCGUUAUCCAGAACUCGGUCAUUAAUAAUGGGGAUGACUGCGUCUCCUUCAAACCAAACAGCACGGACAUCCUCGUCCAGAACUUGUACUGCAACGGCUCGCACGGUAUCUCCGUUGGUUCGCUCGGCCAGUACCCCGGCGAAGUGGACAUCGUGAAGAACGUACUCGUGUACAAUAUAUCCAUGUACAAUGCUUCCGACAUGGCCCGCAUCAAGGUCUGGCCGGGCGUUGCCUCCGCCAUGUCCGAGGAUCUCCAGGGCGGUGGUGGUCUCGGCGCCGUGUCAAACAUCACAUACGAGGACAUGUACAUUGAGAAUGUCGACUGGGCCAUUGAGAUCACGCAGUGCUAUGGGCAGAAGAAUCUGACGCUUUGCAAUCAGUACCCGAGUAACCUGACGAUCUCGGACAUCCACAUCAGCAACAUGUACGGGACGACUUCGGGCGCGAGGGACCCGAACGUUGGGACGAUUGUGUGCUCGAGUCCGGAUGUGUGCUCGGAUAUCUAUGUUGAUGAUAUUGAUGUUGUGAGUCCGAUUGGGACGAACGAUUUUGUUUGCACCAAUGUCGAUGAGAGUCUCUUGCAGGUUAACUGUACCUCUGGGUAG
Aspergillus mulundensis is the source of this 1302-nucleotide messenger RNA. RefSeq names its product putative extracellular exo-polygalacturonase. Gene Ontology annotation, molecular function: polygalacturonase activity. Gene Ontology annotation, biological process: carbohydrate metabolic process. The record is from RefSeq and is a predicted model, not a curated record. NCBI's taxonomy places the organism in Eukaryota, Fungi, Ascomycota, Eurotiomycetes, Eurotiales, Aspergillaceae. The coding region runs from base 1 to 1302 and encodes 433 amino acids. The transcript is spliced from 5 exons.